Molecule: messenger RNA, 2193 nt
Organism: Toxorhynchites rutilus septentrionalis
Lineage: Eukaryota; Metazoa; Arthropoda; Insecta; Diptera; Culicidae
Exons: 2
Coding region: 1-2193 (730 amino acids)
Molecular function (GO): nucleic acid binding; zinc ion binding
Source: RefSeq, a predicted model, not a curated record
AUGCCCACGAAGAGAACACCAGUGAAAAACGACAGUGCAGCUGCAGAAGUUGCUAGCAGCAUCGAAGCUUUGUCUGCGCUCCGCGGGGCAGCGCAAGGAAAAAUAACGAGGAUCAUGCAUCUCCUUCAACAAGCAGAAGUGGAGCAAAAGGAAAUUUCCAGUCAACAAGUCAAAGUGUGGAUGAAACGAGUUGAAGCAGCGAAUAACGACUUUGACGGUUAUCAUCAGCAAAUAGUGAGUGGAAGUCCAGCGUUGGAGCAAGAAGAAAUUGAUAAUCGUUAUGUGCAGUUUGAGGAAAUUUACAACGAAGUGACAGUGAAAUUAGAAAUGUUGCUAGAGCGACAAGCACAACCGGCUGCUUCACAACCCAUUAUGAAUCCGCCGCCAUUAGUGAUUCAGCAAUCGCUCCCACGUGCCAUACCAACAUUCGACGGCAGAUAUGAGCACUGGGAGAAGUUUAAAAUAAUGUUCCGAGAUGUAGUGGAUCGAAGCAAUGAGCCUCCUCGCAUCAAGUUGUAUCAUCUAGAGAAGGCUCUAGUGGGAGACGCUGCCAAACUGAUUGACGCCAGGACGCUAAACGAAGGAAACUACGACAGAGCCUGGCAACUGCUAGAGGAGAGAUACGAGAACAAGCGGCGAAUGAUCGAUUUGCAUAUUCGCGGGUUGUUAAGCAUGCAAAAAAUAGUGAAAGAAAAUUACAAUGAGCUGCAAAAAUUAGUUGAAACAUUCAGCAACCAUGUGGAGAAUUUAAAGUUCCUUGGACAGGAAUUUACUGGUGUUUCAGAGCAAAUUGCUGUUUAUUUGUUAGCACAAUCCAUUGAUGGCGAGACGAAGAAACUUUGGGAGGCUACCAUACGGCGAGGUGAACUACCAAAUUUUGACCUAACUGUCCAAUUCCUGAAAGAACGGGUGUCAAUUUUGGAGAGAUGCCAGACAACCAACGAAGUGGCAUCCAAACAUCAGCGUGCGUCUUCUAAACCAUCCUGGGGAGGACAAUCGAUUCAGCGAUCCAACGCAGCAAUCGCGCCUGCAGUGCAACAAAGUCAAUGUGAUUUCUGCAGUAACAGCCACCCAUCUUACAAGUGUCCGGAAUUCUGCAGUUCAUCAUUGGAUCAACGUCUGCUGAAGGUGAAGGAGAGAAACUGCUGUUUCAACUGUCUACGUCGAGGUCAUCGAGUACUAGAGUGCCCAUCGAAACGAACGUGCUUCAAGUGUCAACGGAAGCAUCACACCUUGCUUCAUAACGAUGAAGCUGUACAAAACAGCAAUGUCGAAAAGAGGCAACUUUCCCAAACCAGUGUCGCAGUGGAGUCAACAACAACCUUUGAAGAAAAUGCUGCAGUCCAGUCCACAGUAACAUCAGCCCUUUCUAAUACACGGUCGAACCCAAUCAGCCAAGUGGUGUUGUACACUGCUUUAGUCAAAGUUUUAGAUAGAGAUCAGCAAAUACAUCAAUGCCGUGCCCUGUUGGAUUGUGGCUCUCAGAUGAGUUUCAUUUCGCAAUCACUACAAAAUAGGUUGAAUCUUAACAUAAAAGAAGUGAAUGUUCCCAUAGCUGGAAUCGGCAAUAUGAGGUCGCUUGUGAAGCAGAAGUGUUCUGUUCAAAUUCGAUCACAUUGCACUAAUUUUGAGUUCAAUUUGGAUUGUCUUAUCACGCCAAAGGUUACCGGUAACAUCCCGGCUAUUCAUUUCACAACUGAGAAUUGGAACAUACCAUCAGGCAUUAAAUUAGCAGAUCCCUACUUUAAUAAAUCAGAUAAUAUAGACCUACUUAUCGGAAUGGAUUGGUUCCAUGAUUUGAUGAAACCAGGCUGUCUUAGACUAGCGGAAAACCUACCCAGUCUUCAAGACUCACAAUUAGGAUGGCUAGUGGGUGGUCGAUAUAAUGAUUACAAUCACAACAUAACAACACUGCAAGCUCUUACUCUUACAGCAGGCCACUUUCGGGACGAAAAUGUGCCGGUGAGCACUGUUUAUCGGAUCCUGGCAUCCCGGAACGUCGAGUGGAAGACCGGUAGUGGCCGUCCAGCGAAGUUUAUGACGAAAAAGGAGAAGGGAUCUCUGAAAAAGGUGUUCGACAACAAGGUCCCCACCCCGAGAGGAUUUGCCAUCAACCAGAAGGUGUACCAGAAGGAGUACCUGGAGAAGAUUCUAGUUGCGUUCUUAGAGGAGCAUCAUUCUGAUGGGAAGUAA